Nezara viridula (southern green stink bug) is the source of this 2778-nucleotide messenger RNA. NCBI's taxonomy places the organism in Eukaryota, Metazoa, Arthropoda, Insecta, Hemiptera, Pentatomidae. The record is from the annotation of a GenBank genome assembly.
GCCCUAUUGUUACGUGGAGCCUCAUACCAUGGCAAAAGUGUGAUGAGCAUGUUAAAAACUAAUCAUCCUCACCAGCAAGGCAGUGGGCAUUUAGAAGGAGGAGCAACUCCGGCAGACCAUGAACGAUAUUUGUCUGUAAUUGUUGCUUGUACACCAGCUUCUGUUACUCGUGUUGGUGCCUGGCGCUCUGACUCAAGUCUUUCUGUAAAUUCUCUAUUACUUGCUGCUGACGACAUGGCUACACACAAUACACCUAGCAUCAGUGGGACAGUUAAAGGUGGCUUGUCCCGUGGAAGAUGGGGUUCUGUGAAAGAUAGUGGUCCUCGCCCCUCUGGUGAUUCUGAUUCUGGAAGUGAUUGUGUUCAUACCCUUCAUACUGCUCCGUUGUAUAUAUUAUCAGAUAAAACUCAUUAUAAAGGAUUUAAAGUUGAUGGUAUUAAAGCUGAAUUUAUACCAGUGGAAUAUGCUGAUGUUCGUGCCACAAAAGCGGCUUUCAAGAAAUUAAUGAAAGCAUGUAUACCAAGCAGUGCUCCAACAGAAACUGAGCAAUCAUUUUACAAGUUAGUGGAAAGUUCAGAAUGGUUGCAACACUUGAAAAACUUGUUGCAGCUGUCUGGGGCUGUUGUGGAUCUGUUAGAUGUUCAAGGUUCUUCAGUUAUGUUAUGUUUGGAAGAUGGAUGGGAUAUUACAUGCCAAAUAUCAUCAGUGGCACAACUAUGUUUAGAUCCUUAUUAUAGAACUAUGGUUGGGUUUAGAGUUCUUAUUGAGAAAGAAUGGCUAGCAUUCGGCCAUAGGUUCAGUCUUCGUAAUGGAAUUUCACCGAAUUCUCAAACAUCAACAUUUACUCCUAUAUUUCUUCAGUUUUUAGAUCUGGUGCAUCAGGUUCAGCAACAAUUUCCUCUGGCUUUUGAAUUUAAUGAUUAUUAUCUUCGUGUGCUUGCUUAUCAAUCAGUUUCAUGCAGAUUUCGUACAUUUUUGUUGGAUUGUGAACUAGAUAGAGUUGAAUGUGGAAUUACUGCUGUUGAAGACAAAAGAGGUUCCUUAACAUCUCAUCAUAAAAAUGUGGACACAGGCUCAGAUGAUGAAUGUAUAUAUCCAGGAGGAUUAAGGGCAGGCACUCAUUCUGGUCCCAACUUGGGGCAGUCAGUCUUCGAUUAUAUAGAAAAACAUAAUGCCAGAGCUCCUGUAUUUUUUAAUUUUAUGUACACUCCAGAUACUGAUCAGCCUGUGUUAAGACCUCAAUCUAAUUUAGCAGUUUUAGAUGUUUGGGAUUAUUAUAUUAAUGAAGAUCUUAAACAUGGCCCAACUUACGAUUUGGAGCUGUUGCAGCUGGAAACAACCCAGCAAGAAGAAACAGAAACAAUUGAUGGAAUGCAUUCAACAUCUCGACAAGUAGUUAUUACUGGCUAUGAUAAUGUAAGGCAUUGCAUUCCUGAUGCAUUUACACAUCUUUUAGAAGAAAUACAUAACCUUGAAACUGAAUUAGGACACUUGCCUCAAAAAUGGAAAAUUCUUUGGGAUAAAUUAGAGCUACCGACCACUGACUCUCUUACAAGACACGCAUCAUUGAGUACUGCACUUGUACGAUCUCAUGGACGUUUGCUGCAUAAAAGAUCAACUUUAGAAAUAUUAAUGAGAGGAAAAAUGGUUGAUACUCAGCCAUCAAUUCCACCUAUUUAUUCUCAUCCCCAUAGAUUCGAAAAACAUAACUUUACAACUCCAACCUACUGUGAUUUUUGUACUAAUGUUUUAUGGGGUCCUGUAAAGACUGGUCUUCGUUGCAUUGACUGUGGUUACAGCUGCCAUGAAAAAUGUUGUGAUAAUGUUCCUAAGACAUGCACUAAAUACAAAUCUGUCUCAGAUGGAACUCAUACCAACCAAACAUUAAGCAGAAGUGGUGGAGACACUGCUUCAGUUAACUCAAGUGUUACAGCUAUUCAAACCACAAAUCAACAGUACUACGAUCAGUUUUCAUCAAAUGUUGCCGAAAAUAGAACACAUGAAGGAUACUUAUAUAAGAGAGGAGCAUUGUUGAAGGGUUGGAAACAACGGUGGUUUGUUCUUGAUUCAAUCAAACAUCAAUUACGUUAUUAUGAUGCUGUGGAAGAUUCUCAUUGCAAAGGAUUUAUAGAUCUUGCUGAAGUAAUGUCAGUUACACAAGUCCCUCCUAUACCUGGUCCUCCUAAGAAGACCGAUGACAAGUCUUUCUUUGAUCUACGAACAAACCGGAGAACUUAUAACUUUUGUGCUGCUGAUUCAUCUUCUGCUCAAGAAUGGAUUGAAAAGCUGCAGGCUUGUUUGCAAUGAAUUUUGUAUAAAGCAGCUAACGUUCACCUUGUUAUGUAACUAUAAGUUUAGUAAUAUAUGAAUGUAAAUAUAAAUUAUUUCUUUGUAUGGUUACCAAAUCCAGAGCUACCGUUUUAAUAUUAACCCUUUUCCACAUAUCAGAUAUGUAAAUAGGUCAUACUAUAAGGAAGCCUUUCCUAAAGUAUUAGGUAAAAUCAUUGAAAAAUUGUUUAUAUUUUUUUAUACUCAAUUGUUAAAUAAUUUUAUAGUUUUGUAGUGUAUUUAAUUAAUGUGAAAUAAACUUCUUUAAUUUGAUGUAUAAAAUUAAGUGUUUGUAAAAAAUUAGAUUUGUUUUUUCAUCAUGAUACAGCAACAUAAUAUUGUUCAACUUCUUGUUUUAAAAAAAAAAUGUAUAUAUAUAUAUAUAUAUAUGUAUAUAUAUAUAUAUAUAUAUAUAUAUAUAUAUAUAUAUAUAUAUAUAUAUAUAUAUAU